UGGAGGAUAUAGUUCAACAACCGUUUCGUUAAAAAGCGAAGCAUAUAAAAUUAAUCUGCAGCUCAAGCAAUUCGAAGUUAUUCACGAUUUCAAAAUGUACAUACGCUUAGCUUUUUUCUGCAUCGCUGUAUGCGGCAUGGCGAUUGCAAAUAACGUCGAAUACAUCCGCCAGCAGAAGGUAACAGCCCCUCUUGGAGCAGACCCGAAUUUUGAUUUGACCUCAUUUCAUCACAAUUCGGGACACCGUCGUGAAACUGCAGAGGAGUUACAAUUUUUACCGGAAAUGGAACAGGUCAGGCUUCAGACAGACGAGCCACCAAAAACGUUCAAACGCUCCCCCAACGACGAUGAACUUUCGACAAGCACUGUGGCCGCAGUUGCGCCAGGUUGCUGUGGUUAAAAUCAAAAAUCCGAAGCUGAACAGGUAAUGGAAACGGGACGAAGGGCUGAAAAUCGAUGUUCACACAUACUGUCGGAAAACAAUGAUACUUCUUUUCUCCAGAAAUUAGGGUCCUAAUGCACAAUCUGUAAUAGCAGUAAUAGUAUUUUAUCUUCCAAUGCUUAUGACACUCUGUCUUAGCAUCUUUCUUAAUUUGAUUUCACAGUGAAGAUCGUUGUGCUACGUCAAUUGGAUCAAUAAAAUGAUAUUUCCAAUAAA
This is a messenger RNA of Athalia rosae (coleseed sawfly), 658 nucleotides long. RefSeq lists its product as uncharacterized. The record is from RefSeq and is a predicted model, not a curated record. Lineage: Eukaryota; Metazoa; Arthropoda; Insecta; Hymenoptera; Athaliidae. The coding region runs from base 95 to 400 and encodes 101 amino acids. The transcript has 2 exons.